AUGGGUAAUGCUCCGCGAUUUCUACAACCGCUUGACGCUUCACAAUCGUGUGACGAUGACGCGUCAUCUUCACGACUUCAAACUGGAGAGUGGGACAAGUAUGGCGGAACAUCUAGAUUCUUUCGACGAACUGGUAGUGGGACUCCAGACUACGGAAGUCCGAUGGAUGAGUCGCGCCAGCUGGUAAUACUUCUCAGCAGUCUGCCUUCUGAAUACGAACUGAGUUCGUCGAUUGUUGAAAAUGCGAAGGACAUUACGCUGACUGAAGUCAAGGAGAAGCUGCUCAAGGAGUCAGGAAAGAUGCAAAGAAAGGAGACUACGGAGAAAGCAUUCCGCGUGAAUGGGAAUCCUGGAUAA
Peronospora matthiolae is the source of this 357-nucleotide messenger RNA. The record is from the annotation of a GenBank genome assembly. Lineage: Eukaryota; Oomycota; Peronosporomycetes; Peronosporales; Peronosporaceae.